Molecule: messenger RNA, 2819 nt
Organism: Tachyglossus aculeatus (Australian echidna)
Lineage: Eukaryota; Metazoa; Chordata; Mammalia; Monotremata; Tachyglossidae
Gene: THOC5
Product: THO complex 5
Exons: 21
Coding region: 203-2290 (695 amino acids)
Biological process (GO): mRNA export from nucleus; positive regulation of DNA-templated transcription, elongation
Cellular component (GO): THO complex part of transcription export complex
Molecular function (GO): mRNA binding
Source: RefSeq, a predicted model, not a curated record
CACUGGCUUGGCGGACUCGGCUCGGUGGUGGUAAGGGCCGCAUUCGGGAAUUCGGCGCUUAGAACACUGCUUUGCACGUAGACCCCCGCUCCUCGUCCCCGCGGACCGGCCCCGGGUGUCCCGAGCCGGGCCCUGACAGGUGCGGCUCGAAGGGAGCGUACUGGACGCCCCCCCCGGACCCUCCUGGCACCACCCCGCCGCCAUGGCCUCCGAAUCCGGCAAGAAGCGCAAGCCCAAAGUCAUUCGCAACGACGGACCCCCGCCCGAGGGGAAGCGCAAUCGAACCGAAGCCGACCCGGACGGCAGGCACUACAGCGAAGAAGGGGAAGUGGACGUACGGGACGCCAACAAGGAUUACGAGCUGUACAAGCACACCUGCCUGGAACUGCAGCGGAUCAUGGCCGAGAUCCAAGACCUCAAGAGCAAAGGCAGCAAGGAAAAUGCCGCCGAGAUCGAGGAGCGGCGAGUCCAGAGCUGCGUCCUCUUCAUGACCCUGAAGAAGCUCAACCGCCUGGCGCACAUCCGGCUGAAGAAGGGGAGAGACCAGACCCACGAGGCCAAGCAGAAGGUGGACGCCUAUCACCUCCAGCUCCAGAAUCUGUUGUACGAAGUGAUGCACCUGCAGAAAGAGAUCACCAAGUGCCUGGAGUUCAAGUCGAAGCACGAAGAGAUCGAGCUGGUGAGCGUGGAUGAGUUUUACAAGGAGGCGCCCCCGGACAUCAGCAAGAGCGACGUCACCGUCGGGGAUCCUCACCAGCAGACCCUGGCUCGCCUGGACUGGGAACUGGAACAACGGAAAAGGCUGGCAGAGAAGUACAAAGAAUGCCUGGCCAACAAAGAGAAAAUUUUGAAGGAGAUAGAAGUGAAGAAGGAGUACCUGAGUAGCCUCCAGCCACGCCUCAAUAGCAUCAUGCAGGCGUCCCUCCCGGUGCAGGAGUACCUGUUCAUGCCGUUCGACCAGGCCCACAAGCAGUACGAGACAGCCCGGCACCUGCCCCCGCCUCUCUACGUGCUCUUCGUCCAGGCCAGCGCCUACGGCCAGGCCUGCGCCCAAAGGAAACCCUCUUCUCAGCCCCCUAGGCUGGACAAGAAGCUGUCCGUGGCCAUCGAGGGCAGCGUGGAGGAAGCCAAAGCUCUGUACAAGCCCCCCGAGGACUCCCAAGAUGACGAGAGCGACUCGGACGCCGAGGAGGAGCAGACCACGAAGCGGCGGCGGCCCACCCUCGGGGUGCAGCUGGACGACAAGCGGAAGGAAAUGCUGAAGCGCCAUCCGUUGUCCGUCAUGCUGGACCUCAAGUGUAAAGAUGCCAGCAUCCUCCACCUCACCUUCUAUUACCUCAUGAACCUGAACAUCAUGACCGUGAAAGCCAAAGUGACCACGGUCACGGAGCUGCUCACCCCCAUCAGCGCCGGCGACCUGUUGUCCCCCGACUCGCUCCUGAGCUGCUUGUAUCCUGGAGACCACGGCAAGAAAACCCCCAACCCGGCCAAUCAGUACCAGUUUGAUAAAGUGGGCAUCCUGUCGUUGAGCGAUUAUGUGCUCGAACUGGGCCACCCGUAUCUGUGGGUGCAGAAGCUGGGGGGCCUACACUUCCCCAAGGACCAGCCACAGCACACGGUGUCUGCCGACAACUCCCUGAGCGCCAGCCACAUGGAGACCACUGUGCGCCUGCUGAAGACCAGACUGCAGGCCCGCCUGGCCCUCCACAAGCAGUUCUCCUCACUCGAGCACGGCAUCAUCCCGGUGGUCAGCGAAUGCCAGCACCUCUUCCCGGCCAAGAUCGUGUCGCGACUGGUGAAGUGGACGGCGAUCCCUUACGAGGACUACCUGGAACUGCUUUACACCAAGGAUAUCGUGGAGGCCGGCCUGGCCGAGGACACCCACCUCUACUACCUGGCUCUCAUCGAAAGGGGGACAGCUAAGCUCCAGGCGGCCGUCGUGCUCAACCCGGGUUACUCCUCCGUGCCCCCCAUCUUCAGCCUGUGCCUCAACUGGAAAGGGGAGAAGACCAACAGCAACGACGACAACAUCCGGGCCAUGGAGAGCGAGGUGAACGUGUGCUACAAGGAGCUGUGUGCGCCCGGGCCCGGUUACCAGCUCCUGACCAACCAGCUGCAGCGCCUCUGCGUCGUGCUGGACGUCUACCUGGAGACCGAGAGCCACGACAACAGCGUGGAGGGCCCCAAGGAGUUCCCCCAGGAGAAGAUGUGUCUGCGGCUGGUCAGGGGCCCCAGCCGGAUGAAGCCGUUCAAGUACAACUCUCCCCAGGGUUUCUUCAGCCACCGCUGAGCAGCCCGUUGCCUCCCGCUGCCGGACUCGCCCUCACCGAGGCCCGGAUCGGGGCGGGAACCCGGGAGCCCCCCCCCCUCCGUCUCCUGCCGUGGUCAGCCUGGGUGGACCUUGGCUCCAGGGGAUGUUGAGGGGGGUGGUACCCGAAGCCAUUUUUUAGAAAGCUGUCGUAGUAAAAGCUGCCCAGAGGAUCCAUCUUGGUUGCGUGUCUGCUUAGGUGAAGGGCAGGCCCGGGGGAGGGGGUUGGAUUUGCUCCCGGCUGGAGUGGGCAGCCUCCCACCACGGAGACGGGAAAGCCGAAUCCCCAGUUGGGCAUUGAGUGUCUCCUAAGCGCCAGGUACUGAGCAUAUGGGGAAUGCAGUAAAAUGCCCGGUCCCCACCCUCAAGGAGCUAACAGUCCAGCCAGGGAGACGGGGACCGGCUAAUUUCCAGAGAGGAGGAAGUGCUCAAGUGGAAGGUUGGGUCAAUCCAUGCAUCAGUAGCGUUUAUGGAGUAAUGAUAAUAAUAAUUGUGGUAUUUGUUAAGCGUU